Molecule: messenger RNA, 2534 nt
Organism: Hydractinia symbiolongicarpus
Lineage: Eukaryota; Metazoa; Cnidaria; Hydrozoa; Anthoathecata; Hydractiniidae
Product: mitochondrial GTPase 1-like
Exons: 12
Coding region: 143-1087 (314 amino acids)
Cellular component (GO): mitochondrion
Molecular function (GO): GTP binding; GTPase activity
Source: RefSeq, a predicted model, not a curated record
ACUUGCUUUGUGUCAAAAUAAAAUUAUUAAUAUACUUUGACUUAUUUAAAAUCAAAAUUGUCUUUAAAAUCUAGUUAAGUUUGAGUACUGGUUUUAAAUAUAUAACAAUAUUAUAGAGAGAAAAUUAAAUUUAACACGCAUAAUGGCAAGCAGACCUUCAUUCAAGUUUCCAAUCUAUUUCUUACCAGAUAUUUUCCACAGAGUUCUUCCAUUCCAUAUGGCGAAAGGCAUGCGAGCAAUGAGGGGCAUUGUUAAUAAUUGUGAUUGUGUUAUUGAAAUACGAGAUGCUAGAGUUCCAUUUUCCAGCACCAAUCCACAAUUUGAGGAUUUGUAUGCAAAUAAACCCAGAAUAAUACUAAUGAACAAAAUAGAUAUUGCUGAUGAAAAGAAGACAAAGGAAAUCUCAAAUAAAAUAUUGAAGGAUGAUGAUGCUGAUGCAGUAUUGUUUAGUAACUGCAACGCUCGAUUUAAUCAUGCUAUUAAACAGGUUAUGCCAGUGUUAAAGCAGAUUUUUACAGAACAAAAUAGAGUCAAAUCUGAACAGUGUGAGACACCUGUGAAAGGAUUGCAUGAACGACAGUAUAAAGUAAUUGUUUGUGGAAUUCCUAAUGUUGGAAAGUCAUCAUUUAUAAACUCUGCAAGACGCCAUUUUAUGUCAAAAGGAGGAAAAGCUACUCCCGUUGGUAAAAAGCCUGGUGUAACACGAUCUGUCAUGCAAUCUAUAAAAAUGUCUCAAUCUCCCAGAAUUUUAUUGCUCGACACUCCAGGUAUAUCAUAUCCGGAAGUACAAGACAGUAUGACCGGAAUCAAGUUGGCAUUAACCGGAACAUUUCCCGAUCACGUGAUUGGAGAAGAGGUAAUUGCUGAAUACUUGCUUUAUGCGCUCAACAAACAAAAGAACACCAGAUAUCUACAGAUGUGUGCGCUAAAAGAACCGUGUGACGAUUUUGAUAAAGUGAUAUACUCACUAGCUGAACAGAGAGAUCUCAUAAGGGAUUCUCGACCAGAUUACCGACGUUGUUCGAUAUUAUUAAUACAAGCUUUCAGAAAUGGAAGGUUUGGUCGUAUUACUCUCGACGAAACGUGAAACCUCGCAGUUACGAUAGAUCGUGCUACGCUCAAUAAAACGUGAAACGUCGCUGUUACGGUUGAUCGAGUUGUGUUACUCUCGAUGAAACGUGAAACCUCACUGUUACCAUUUAUCGUGUCACACUCAACAAAAAGUAAAACGUCACUGUUACAAUAGAUUGUGUUACGCUCAAUAAAAUAUGAAGCGCCAAAAUUACGAUUCAUCGUGUCACACUGAACAAAACGUGAAACGUCACUGUUACGAUAAAUCCUGUUACGCUCAACGAAAAGUGAAACGUUACUGUUACGAUUGGUUGUGUUACUCUGUACGAUUCGUAAAACUUUAUCUUAUAAUACAAGUAAUCAUGGUUCGAAGUUCAGUUGAAAUUUCACCAUUCAUCGUCAAGCCAUUAUCCAAGCCUGCAACAGCCUAUAAAUACUUCGCCUGCGAAUGCGUUGCUAUAGUAUAAGCGUACUUACAAAGUAGGACGCCUGCUUAAAGUCGAGCAUUUUUAAAUUAUACCCCACAUUUCGCCGUUUAAUUCGCUUCAUGAAAAAUACCCCUAAGGCCAAUCUUUUGGCCUGACUUUGGGCAGGAAUAAAGCCACCCAAAGUAGGGCAUUUUAAUAAUGACAACUUUUGACUGACCGCUCGACUUUGUGUGUUCAUAUUAGGUAAUUGAUUCAGUAGAAAACUUUCAGAAAACGUCUACACGUGAACAGAAAUUGACCAACUUAAACCCUAUUCGGUCAGGGGGGGAUUCGCCCCCCUCCCCCCUCCUGACGGUUUUUUUUAAUAACUCCUUAUUGCUUUGUUAUAUGGCUAUGCUACUUACUGAGUUUCAAUAUUUACCUAUUAGACACUUGCAUGCUAAAUAUUUAGAUCCCAUACCCUUCAGAGGCUUUGAUAUUGGCCAUUAUUCGAAACUACCCCUAAAAAUCUCUAUAAAAUCCUUAUAAUGGGGAAAAUAUAAUAACUCCUGUUAGGAUUAUCCUUAGAACUUGAAACUUGCAACACAACCUUGUUUCAUCAGGAAGAAUCAUUUUUCAUAAUUCCGACACGUGACCAAUCCGAUUUCCCGAUUUUGUCGGGUUUUACCCAAAAAUCAGAAAAAACGAAUUCUCGGGCAUUUUUUUGCAAUUUUUAAUGCGAUCCAUGUAAAAACCGGAAUAUAUGUUAAAUAACUUUUAUUAAGUUUCCAGAAACUUCAAACAGAAUAUAAAAAUUUGCUCUAGAACAAAAGUAAUUCAAUUUUAUGGAGAUACUGGCAUUUUUAACAAAUUUCAAGCUUUUGGUGACUUCACAAAAAAUGUCCUUACGAAAGCAAACAUUUAUUGUUCCCAUUUUGUUUCUUUUAUGACUUACUAUAGGUGUGCCAAGUUUGCUUCAAUUUAAACAACCCUAUGAAAAGUUAUUGAGUCAUAGUAUAGGUCAUAGUUUGUUUGAAAAACCCCGGACCGAAUACG